AUCAGAAUUCAGAUUCAGAACAAACGCCGGAGAAUGCCGGAUGCCGGAUUGCCGGAGAAAUUCAAACUUAGCAGUGAUAAGAUUUUAAAUUUGAUACUUUAAAUUCCGACGCUCCAGUGUUGGAUUCCAGAGUGUAUUUUCAAGUUAACGAAGUAGUAUUGAAAUGCUUACUCAAUAUUUAUUGAGCCCAUUCUGAUUUGAAUUUGAAGCUAUCCUCGCAGCAAUAAUUAUGCCUCCGGACACGAGACGUAUUACAGCACCAUUUACGACGACAGACUAUCGAGUUUAUUCGAUCAACAAAUCUGAGAAAAAUUUGAGGGAUACGAUAACACACAGCAGACCAGAUGGUCGUCAACAUGAUGAACACAGAUCUAUAGUCAUGAAGACGGGAGUCAUUAGCCAUGCCAAAGGAUCUGCAUAUGUGGAGUAUGAUAAAACGAAAGUAAUCUGUUCAGUUUUCGACCCUAGAGAGAUUCCGAAUCGAUCAGAUUAUUCUCUCAAUGGAGAAUUAUACUGCGAAUUCAAGUUCGCUCCUUUCAGUUGUGAGAAAAGACGCGGUUACCUAAAAGAUGCGGAAGAACGUGAACACAGUAUCAAUCUUCGUAGAGCAUUAGAACCAGCAGUUAUGAGACAUCAGUUUUCCAACUUCCAAGUUGAUAUUUACGUGCUAGUUAUUGAAAACGACGGAUCGUGUUUAGCUGCUGCUAUCACUUGCGCAAAUUUAGCUUUGGCAAAUGCCAGUGUGCCAAUGCACGACUUAGUUACCGGCGUUUCAUUAGGCUUAUUCAAUGAUUGCACAUUGAUUGAUCCUAAUCGAGCCGAAGAAUUGUGCUGUAUGUCGAAACCGUUUUUAAGUGGUUCGAAACAAGGUACUAUUACAGUAUCCUACAUGAAAACUUUGGAACAGAUUACAGAAAUCGUUCAGAGCGGUGUCCUGAACACGUCAAAUAUCGAGAAUUACGUAGAAAUACUGAUCAAAGAAAAUGCUAAAGUUUACGAACUAGCGCGACAAUGCUUGGUUAGAAGUGUGUUGAAAUACUUGAAAGAUUCUACAGAGAAAGAGAGAGACGCCGCAUAAUUUUUUCCUAUCUGUAUUAUUGAAUGGUGUACGAACGUAAAUGUUAAAGAUAAAUGUAUUUACUUACAACGUAAUAUAAAUGUUUUUUAAAAAGCCUAAUUAUAUUUCGUUAAUUUCUAAUCUUCGGGUUUUUCUGGAGGAGGGCCGCAAGGUUGCAACAUACGUUCCAUCAAGUUGAAUUUAACUCUAGCCUUCGCUUCAUUUUCCACGAUAGCGAAAAAAUUCAACAUGUCGAAGUGUCCAAUAUAGGACGAAAACGAAUCUCUGUGUUGAUUCAAUAACCAUUCAAACUUGGUGGUAUCAGCGUGACCGGUUCCGACGUACUUCGAUUGAAGAUGCUCGAGCUGAGAAUGAAUAUUGUACCGAUCGCCCAUUGUGACGAAA
This is a messenger RNA of Planococcus citri (citrus mealybug), 1462 nucleotides long. Its product is annotated as exosome complex component MTR3-like. Bases 230 to 1078 code for a protein of 282 amino acids. Gene Ontology annotation, cellular component: nucleolus; cytoplasmic exosome (RNase complex); nuclear exosome (RNase complex). The transcript is spliced from 4 exons. The record is from RefSeq and is a predicted model, not a curated record. Gene Ontology annotation, biological process: nuclear mRNA surveillance; U4 snRNA 3'-end processing; rRNA catabolic process. NCBI's taxonomy places the organism in Eukaryota, Metazoa, Arthropoda, Insecta, Hemiptera, Pseudococcidae.